CUCUCACUGCUCUCUGUCCCUGAUUCAAAUGAUGUGCAGCUUUGAGGAACGUUCUGUGUGGAAAGUUGCUUUCUAAUCUGACUCUUUGGCAUUUUCUCCAGGUCGUAGGAUGAGUUUACGCAAACUGACCUUCAAGUGGUUUGGGAGCCUCACCAAUCUCUCCUUUCGACGUUCUUCUGACAAAUCUGGAGAAAAGGCUUCGGCAAGACAUGAGCCUGGGGGCAGCGUUAACAAUGUACCUGUAUCCACGGCGACGCUGCCUCCACUUAUGGAGUCUUCUGUGGAUGACCUGGAGGGCCUUCGUCCUCGGACCUCCAGCUAUGUUCGCUCCAGUGACAGUUACACUCAUGUGGGGACACUGCCACGGCUGCUGCUGAAGAACAGAACCAAGAAAGAUGAAACAAAUAGAAAACAGAAAAGUAAAGGCAGGCAUGUCAACAGAAGUCAGAGCCAGCGCCUGGAACACGACAGUGGCUCAAAGAAACUCAUCUCACUGAGGUCGACUCCAAAUUUACAGUCAGUUAGAAGUCCAACAUCUGCAUCGGCCAUUGAGAGCGUGCCGCCAUCUGGUGGCUGUAAGUUUGAACAGCAAGAAGUGAGACAGGCUGAGGACGGUAUUCAACAGGCGGUUGCAGAGCAGACUCCAGGGCCACCAGCUGAGGAUGAAGAGGGAACACGUGUGGAUGAGCUACAGUCAGAAGAGGAGAAAAAGACUGACGACGAGACCCCAGACAGAGGCGAAGAACAGCUCAUCUCUGACAGGACUCACUGCUCCAUGAAACCAGCAGACAGCCACUUGCAGUUCUCCAAGGAGAAGUACCUGCUGGAGUCUCCUCCAGAGAAACUACGCAAGGAACUGGAAGAGGAACUCAAACUGGGCCCAGCUGACAUCAGGAGCCAUGGCUGGUACCAUGGACACAUACCCAGAGAGGUGUCAGAGACUCUAGUUUUGAGGAACGGAGAUUUCCUGGUGCGGGACUCUCUGACCGGUGUGGGGGACUUCGUCCUCACAUGCCGGUGGGACAACGAGGUUCUUCACUUCAAGAUCAGCAAAGUUCUCGUCAAGUCCACCGAAACCAAGGUCCAAUAUAUGCUAGAGGCGGACAGUUUUGACUCUGUCCAGGAACUUGUGCGGUUUUAUGUGGGCCAGCGCAAGCCUGUGUCUCAGUCAAGUGGCGUUCACAUCUACUGUCCAGUCAGCAGAACGCUGCCGCUGCGUUAUCUGGAGGCCACUUUCGCCUUGUCCCAUAGCAAACAUGGCUCCGCCUACUCGCCGUCCAGUCAGAGAGGAGCGUACAUCAAGAGACGGAGCGUCACCAUGACAGACGGGCUGACGACGGAGAAGCUAAUGCCUCACAGUGACUCAGAUAGUCCCAGUCCGGUCGGGACACCAGCAGAACCUGAGCUGGAACCUGUGCCCCAAUCCAGUCCCUCAACUAUCCACCACCAUAAAGAUGCCAUGAGGAACUGUGCGAUGAGCAUGGACCAGAUCCAGGAGUACCGCUGCCCUCUUUCCCCAGUGGGAGAGACGCCUCUCUCGCCUGCGUACACUGCAAUCACAAGGCAUAGAACUCACUCAGGUGGGCGGGUCCUCGCUGUAGUCCCCCCCUCCCCGGUGAUGCGGCGGUCCAGCGAUCCUCAGCUCAGUCCUUCCAGCGACAAACCCCCUGAACACCCUGUGCUAACUUCCCACUCAGCACACUCCUCUCCUGCCCGCCAUCCCAGCUUCCAGUCACAUUCCUCUGAAACAGCAGGGAGCUACUGCGACCUCAGACCAGCCGCGCCCCCAAAACCUCCAACAAAAGGCUAUGUGGAACGCUUGCGAGUGGAGGAGAGCAAGAAAGAAGGAACAAGGAUUGAUGGAGAAGGCAUGUUCAGCGCCCCACUGGUGGAGACAACGUCCCUGUUCAGGCCUUCCAGGUACGAGUCGUGUCUCAUGCCAGUGGAUAACAAACCUCUGGAGAUGUCUGUGCUGAAGAGAGUGAAGGAGCUGCUGGCGGAGGUGGACGCCCGCACUGCAGCUAAACACAUCACCAUGUUGGACUGCACGGUUGCGAGGAUAUUGGGUGUGUCAUGCGAGAUGCAGAGGAUGAUGGGAGUUUCCUCAGGGUUGGAGUUGCUGACUCUUCCACAUGGACAUCAACUGAGACUUGACCUGCUGGAAAGGUUCUACACCAUGUCCAUCAUGAUGGCUGUGGACCUGCUGGGCUGCACCGGGAGCACAGAGGAGAGAGCAGUGCUGCUGCACAAGACCAUCCAGCUGGCAGCCGAAUUAAAAAGCAACCUGGGCAACAUGUUUGGCUUCGCUGCGGUGAUGAGAGCGCUGGAGCUGCCGCAGAUUUCCCGCUUGGAGCAAACGUGGGUGGCGUUACGGCAGAGACAUACAGAGGGCGCCAUUCUCUAUGAAAAGAAGCUAAAACCCUUCCUGAAGAACCUGAACGAUGGAAAGGAGUCCAGCGUUCUCUCCAACACCACCUUCCCCCACAUUGUUCCCGUCCUGUCCCUGCUGGAGCGAGGGCUGUCUCUCGGGGAGACGCUGGAGGCCUGGGAGAGUGCGGAGGUCGGCGUGGAUGUGGUCAUGCACCACUUAGAGGCAGCGCGUACCAUUGCUCAUCACAGCGAACUCUACAGAAGCAACACGGAGACUAAAUUGCAGGGUUUUCAGGCUCGGUCAGAAGUCCAUGAGAUCUUCCAGACGGAGUUCCAGAUGCGUCUCCUGUGGGGGUGCCGCGGCUCGGAAGGCAGCCAGAUGGAGCGGUACGAGAAGUUCGACAAGGUCCUGACGGCCCUCUCACACAAGCUGGAGCCUCCAGUGCGCCACAGCGAGCUAUAGCACCCACCAAAAACACACCGCGGUCAUUUGAUGCAUCAUGAAGGGGAAGCGUGAAGGGAACUUUGGCAAUGAAGAGGCAGCUAAAGUAGAAGCUCUGUGGACUACAAUACAUGAUCCCAUCCCGUGACCAUAGCUACCGCUGUCACUCUGUUGUCGCAACAACUGCUGAAACUGAAUUCGAAAUGCGAGAAUGCGGACAUUCCUUUUCUUUAUUUAAAAUCAUCAUUUUGACAUUGUUGAUUUAUGAUGCACAGUUCAAACAGUUGUAAACAAGGCAGCAAAAAAGGGCGAUUUGCCAAAGUGAUGCAAAAAUAUUGUUUCGCUGGCCAAGAAAUAAACUUUUGUGUGUCAUGUCAUGUGAAACAGAUCCAAACUAAACUGCAACAGGGACUCUGCACAGCACCAGUAUCUACUACUGAGAUGUUUUCUGGAACAUAAAGUAAUUCCCCCAUCAGAUCAGUAAACCAGAACUAUUUGUUGUUAUCAACAUCAGGGUGCACAUUUUGAAAUUCGCAUUAUAUAUAACUGACUCAGAAACCUUGCUUGCUUCUGCCAUCUGUAUUUGAGAUUACUACGUCUCUUGAUCAACCUGUCAAUCAAAUUUCCUGCUGUGAUUUUCACGCUCGCACCGGGUGUCUUCAGGCCGUUAUGGAACACAAUAGCGUCAAACACCAUUCAUGGUCACAUAACUACUUGCAGCCCACCAACUGGUGAUGCUCAUGUCCGUCCUGUAGUGCGCAGGAAUAAUUUAUUAUUGAAAUAUUAUCAAAAAAUCGACCAAAAGUCCACGGAGUUCAUCACAGAGCAAGGCAGUAUGGUGUGAACGUGUCCAAUUUGAAUGCAGACAAUCUUUGUCACAUUAUUUAUGGCCAGUUGUGUUAUUUGCCGUCUGCUGUUAAAACACAUUCCUGCCAUUAAAGUACCAGUCCCUGCAAUUCUUUACUGGUAACACUAUAAAUGUGUUCAUUUAAAUGUCUCUUCCCCAGUAACCAAACAGUAAAUACUAUUCCUGUUUGUCCUAAGAUAUUGGGAAGCUUUUUCCUUCAUUUGAAUCAAAAAAAGUUCUGCGAGGAUUUUAACACAGGACAGAAGUUUGUGUCUCAAAAUUACGCUAAAAUAAAAAUAAUUAUAUAGUGAAUAAGAUCAUCAUCACCAACCAUUUUCAUUUUUGUUCAUUCUAAAGGGAGCAGAAGCCAGCUCAUUCAGAUGCUCAUCGGUUGGAACCUUUUAUAAUUGUGUGCUUUUAGGGUGCGAGACGGAGCCUGCUGGUUUAGGUGGAUGAAAAGUUUGUUUUGUAUUAUUAUUUCUAUCUUGUACAGGCGGCGUGGCGAAGGUUUUGUUAGGGAAUAAAAACAAAACAACAAGGAGCUGAAAAUUAUUUAAAACUGUUUUCAUGUUUUUUUACGUACUGUACAUACUGUUUAUUCACCUUUUUUCAAUAAAAUGA
Molecule: messenger RNA, 4280 nt
Organism: Synchiropus splendidus (mandarinfish)
Lineage: Eukaryota; Metazoa; Chordata; Actinopteri; Syngnathiformes; Callionymidae
Gene: sh2d3ca
Product: SH2 domain containing 3Ca
Exons: 16
Coding region: 110-2833 (907 amino acids)
Biological process (GO): positive regulation of peptidyl-serine phosphorylation; small GTPase-mediated signal transduction
Molecular function (GO): guanyl-nucleotide exchange factor activity; phosphotyrosine residue binding
Source: RefSeq, a predicted model, not a curated record